AAAAUAGACUCCUUUCAUUCCCUGUCUAAGGCAACGAUUAUCUAUUCUAUAUGAGUCUGCCCAUAGUCCUACAGAUAAAAACCCUAAUUUAAAUGUCCGGGGAAUGAUCGUGAUGAGGCUGCCUUGCACUUAACUGGCCACCUCGUAUGAACACACAGCCAUGCCAGGUGAAAGAGACUUAUAAGACAUUCAUACGAUUUAAGCUACAAUAACUGAACGUGGCCAUUCGGCGAGUAAGCAGGAGAUCAAGAAUGUGAAAAACAAAUCACACAUCCAAGCGAUGUUUGGAAAGUAUUUAUCUUGAAAACUUCAAAAGCGGGCUGCGUAAAACCCUGAUCCAAAUUGACACGAUCGAGUGAUUUAUUAAAUGCGUCUCAAUCAAGAAAAGCACGGUGAUGUUUGCGCGCACUGGUCCCCUUGGUGGGGAGACCGACAGAACACACACCCCUUGGCAGGUCCGCUAUGGGAGGAGGUACAGUAACUGGGAGGAGAAGGAAGAGGAGGGAUUUUCAUCGUAGUCGAUCUGAAGUUAGGCUACCCUGUUAUGGUAAACGAAACCCUUUGGACCCGAGUCCACACCGGUGCCGCCAAACAUGACUUCUUCCGCAAGUAAGUCCUGGCUUCUGCUCCUAGGCUUCAUACUGUUUUAUGUCAUUUACUUGUUGCUCGGUGCCCUGGUUUUCUCCAGCAUCGAGCGACCGGUGGAGGAUAAACUGAGAAAUGACAUCCAAACUAUGCAGAGAGAGUUUCUCAACCAGACCUGCAUCAACGCGACAGCCCUGGAAGAGUUUUUGGUCAAGGCUUUGAGCGCAAGCGAGUACGGGGUGUCGGUCCUCAAGAACUCAUCCCUCAACUCCAACUGGGACAUGGCCUCCUCCAUGUUCUUCGCCAACACUUUGGUGACUACGGUUGGUUACGGUCACUCCACGCCGCUGUCUGACAUGGGGAAGGCCUUCUCCAUCCUGUACGCUUUGAUCGGCGUGCCGUUCACCAUGCUGGUGCUGACGGCCAGCGUCCAGCGGCUGAUGUACCCGCUGGUCUACGCCCCCCAGGCCCUGUUCCAGCGGUCGGGGCUGGACCCGAGGCCCGCCUCCCAGCUCCACUUCGCCCUUCUGCUGGCAGCGGUGCUGGUGUGCUUCUUCGUGGCGCCGGCCUUCGUGUUCCGCGCCAUCGAGGGCUCCUGGUCGUUCCUGGACAGCGUGUACUUCUGCUUCAUGUCCCUGUGCACGGUGGGCCUCGGGGACUUUGUGCCCGGGGAGCAGCCGGGCCAGAAGUACCGGUCGCUGUACAAGGUGGUUGUCAUGGUCUACCUGUUCGUGGGGCUCAUGAUGAUGUACCUCCUGCUGCGCGCCUUCCACAAGAUGGCCGACCUGCAUGGCCUCACCAGCUUCCUGGAGCUGCCGCACUGUGAAGAACCCGAGGGGGACCUGAGGCCCAUCCUGGGGGACGGCCCGACGGACACCGGCCCCCCACCGCCCGGACCCCUGCACCACAGAGCGGCCACCAAGCAGCCCCUGGAGCCCGCAGCCCAGCCUUCCUAUAACACCAUCAGCAAGGGCUGAGCUGGGAGGGUGGAGGCCCCCCACCUCACCCACUGCCUCCUUCUGGGGAUCACGAGAACAAAUCAGAGGAGUGUCUCGCAUGACAUCACGAACAGUUCAAGCCGCCAUCUUGGUGCUUUUUCCCCAUUAUGUUAUGAAUGAUCACCACGUUCUAUUCGUAGCUAUGUUACGUCUAGAAUUGUUGGUCAAGAAGGACCAAGAUGGCGGGCUUGAACUUCAUGUCACAUGAUUGAAACUCUCAAGUACUGAGGCCUGAUUGGGCCGAACCUCGAAACUUGAGAAGCUGCCUUCAUUGUCGGAAGGUAUUUGGUGGAGAAGCCAGGGAUUUAUUUUCAUUUUUCAUUCAUAAACCUGCCCUCUGAGUAACAAUGGCCGUCCACUGUGGCUGCUGGUGGGUUCAUGUCACGUAGGAUUAACUGUAGUUAUCUUUCCAGUGCAGCGACAAAGUGUUAAUGUCAACCUCUGAGGGGAUUUCCGGUUACUUUACAGGCCUUUUCACACCAAUAUGCUGACAUGUAGCGCAAGCAGAAGCCAAACUUUUAUAACCUUGUCUUCACAAUAGAAGCACAUUUAAUUCCACGGCAUCAAGGCCAUUUUAAUUGAGCAGAUGUAGAAAAAAAAAAACGUUCAAACUACCAGGUGGUGUAAUGGAUGUAUGCAUGGACUCCAGGCAGAGAAAUACAGCUUGUGUGCCUUUUCAAUUGGUCUCUACUGCCCCCCUGUGGCCAUAUAUGUAUUCAUUAAUCGUUUGGCAUUUUAUGAACGAUUGUAACUGAAGACUUGUUUCAACAAUUUCUCUACCUUGGUUUACAUUUCAGAUGUUUAUCUUCAAAGAAGGAGUCUGCUCUUGUGUGCAGCUGCCCCCUAGUGUUUGUUUUUGAAACAAUUCCAAUAUGGUCAAAGGGGUGGAAUGAAUAAGAUGAUGAGUAAAAGAGAAAUUACAUUGAUAAUGUAAGCAUUACACAUGCGAAUAGGAAGACAUUGGACGCUUUUCAGCCAGGAUUAGGCAUGCAUAUUCUGCAAAGUUAUGGUUUAAAAAAUAUCCAAGGUGAGAUCACUUACAAUUGGCCGUACCAUAUCACUGUUCUUAGAAUUACUAAUUGCGUUUUCCACAUAUAUAUUGUUACUGCAUGUGUUUUAUCAAUGUUUUUUGUUUGACAAUCUGUCCAUAUCUUUCUGUAAUUAAUUUGAAAUGAUUGUUUAUUUAUAAAAGGCUUGUACAUCAGAAUGCAUCAUGGGAUAUUUGUUGGCGAUACUGCCAUUUUGAGAGGAUUGACGUGUUGUAGUACUGAAUAAUCCUCAAUCGUAUCCUAGGCUAAUGAAAAAUUCCAAACAACCCUAUGAGAAAUAAUGUCACGAUUAAUUACUCAACAAUUACCAAAACCCCAUUACUUCUAACAUAACUAACAAUGAUUCAUAUUAAUCUUGCUAAAGUGUUUAAUGUUUAUCAAGUAUGCAUGAUUUAAUCAUGCAUACAUAUUUAAUCAUAUUGUGUUAAGUCUGUCGUCUCCAACCCUUGCCUAAUAAUUUGUUAUACAUACUUCUUUGCUGUGCCACAAAAGUAUAUCUUCAAUACAUUGUAUAGUUCUAUGUGGCAUACAAGCACUUUAUAUAACCAAAUAAAAAUGAAACCACAACUGUA
Gadus macrocephalus (Pacific cod) is the source of this 3204-nucleotide messenger RNA. RefSeq names its product potassium channel, subfamily K, member 6 (gene kcnk6). The transcript is spliced from 3 exons. Gene Ontology annotation, cellular component: membrane. Gene Ontology annotation, molecular function: potassium ion leak channel activity. Gene Ontology annotation, biological process: stabilization of membrane potential; potassium ion transmembrane transport. The record is from RefSeq and is a predicted model, not a curated record. NCBI's taxonomy places the organism in Eukaryota, Metazoa, Chordata, Actinopteri, Gadiformes, Gadidae. The coding region runs from base 594 to 1562 and encodes 322 amino acids.